This is a messenger RNA of Dromiciops gliroides (monito del monte), 510 nucleotides long. RefSeq names its product ADP-ribosylation factor 4-like. Bases 1 to 459 code for a protein of 152 amino acids. Gene Ontology annotation, biological process: intracellular protein transport; vesicle-mediated transport. The record is from RefSeq and is a predicted model, not a curated record. The transcript has a single exon. Gene Ontology annotation, cellular component: plasma membrane; cytoplasm. Gene Ontology annotation, molecular function: GTPase activity; GTP binding. NCBI's taxonomy places the organism in Eukaryota, Metazoa, Chordata, Mammalia, Microbiotheria, Microbiotheriidae.
AUGGGCGUCAAGAAGCAGAUGCGCAUCCUGAUGGUUGGUUUGGAUGCUGCUGGAAAGACAACUAUUUUGUACAAACUGAAGUUAGGGGAGAUAGUCACCACCAUUCCAACUAUUGGUUUUAAUGUGGAAACAGUAGAAUAUAAAAAUAUUUGUUUCACAGUAUGGGAUGUUGGUGGUCAAGAUAAAAUUAGACCUCUUUGGAGGCAUUACUUCCAAAACACACAGCAACGAUCGCGAGAGAAUUCAAGAAGGUGCCGAAGAGCUGCAGAAACUGUGCUGCUGCUCUUUGCAAACAAGCAGGAUCUACCAAACGCCAUGGCGAUCAGUGAAAUGACAGAUAAACUAGGCCUGCAGUCCCUUCGCAGCAGAACCUGGUAUGUUCAAGCUACCUGUGCUACACAAGGAACCGGUCUGUACGAAGGUCUUGACUGGCUCUCAAAUGAGCUCUCGAAGCGUUAAGUCCCCCUGGAUGACUGACCAGGACGUGUUGGAUAGAAUUGGGUCUAGGCU